UGUCCCUCGGACACAGCGGAUCACCGAUCACGGAAAGAGCCGAAGAUGUCGGCUCGGUCAUGUGAUCAGCAGUGUCCAAUCACAGCUGAUCACACGACACUGAUGAUCAGAGUGCCCUGAUGAUCAAUGUAGCCCCAGCAGUGCCACCUGUCAGUGUCCAUCAGUGCCUUGUGUCAGUGCUCAUCACUGCCUCGUGGCAGUGCCCAUCAGUGCCUCAUCAAUGCCACAUACCAGUGCCUACCAGUGCACAUCAAUGCCACAUAUCAGUGCCCAUCUGAGCUGCCUUUCAAUGUCACCCAUCAGUGCCACCUAUCAGUGCCACCUAUCAGUGCCAGUCAGUGCCGCCUAUCAGUGCCAGUCAGUGCCGCCUAUCAGUGCCGUAUCAGUG
Molecule: messenger RNA, 388 nt
Organism: Staurois parvus
Lineage: Eukaryota; Metazoa; Chordata; Amphibia; Anura; Ranidae
Source: the annotation of a GenBank genome assembly